Molecule: messenger RNA, 1483 nt
Organism: Podarcis muralis (Common wall lizard)
Lineage: Eukaryota; Metazoa; Chordata; Lepidosauria; Squamata; Lacertidae
Gene: SLC25A11
Product: solute carrier family 25 member 11
Biological process (GO): transmembrane transport
Source: RefSeq, a predicted model, not a curated record
GCGCAGCCAUUGGCUCCUUCGCGCUCCCCUCGCUCUCGCCCGCCGGAGUCACCUUGGUCCCGGCGCGAGCGGAGCCGUCAUGGCGGCGUCGGGACCCGCCAAGCCCAAAACGUCGCCCAAGUCCGUCAAGUUCCUCUUCGGGGGCCUCGCCGGCAUGGCGGCCACUGUGUUUGUGCAGCCCCUGGACCUGGUGAAGAACCGGAUGCAGCUGAGCGGCGAAGGCGCCAAGACGAAGGAGUACAAGACCAGCUUCCACGCCGUGGGGAGCAUCCUCCGCAAGGAGGGCGUGCGGGGCAUCUACACCGGGCUGUCCGCCGGCCUCCUGCGCCAGGCCACCUACACCACCACCCGCCUGGGCAUCUACACCAUCCUCUUUGAGAAGCUCACCUCCUCCGACGGGACACCCCCCAACUUCUUCAUGAAGGCCGUGAUCGGGAUGACGGCGGGCGCCAUUGGGGCCUUUGUGGGCACGCCUGCCGAGGUGGCGCUCAUCCGCAUGACGGCCGACGGCAGGUUGCCUCCUGACCAAAGGAGGGGCUACACAAACGUCUUCAACGCGCUUCUGCGGAUAACCCGCGAGGAGGGGGUUCCCACGCUCUGGAGGGGCUGCGUCCCUACCAUGGCCAGAGCCGUCGUCGUCAACGCAGCCCAGCUGGCCUCCUACUCCCAGUCCAAGCAGUUCCUCCUUGAUUCGGGUUACUUCCGGGACAACAUCUUGUGCCACUUCUGUGCCAGCAUGAUCAGUGGUUUGGUGACGACUGCAGCCUCCAUGCCGGUGGAUAUUGCCAAGACCAGGAUCCAGAAUAUGCGGAUGAUUGAUGGGAAGCCGGAGUACCGGAACGGGCUGGACGUGCUGGUGAAAGUGAUCCGCUACGAGGGCUUCUUCAGCCUGUGGAAAGGCUUCACACCCUACUACGCGCGCCUGGGCCCCCACACUGUCCUCACCUUCAUCUUCCUCGAACAGAUGAACAAGUUCUACAAGCAGUUCUUCCUCAGUGCCUGAGUUUGGGGGAGCGAAGGAGAGACCCCCCCUCGACUCCUGGAGCUCCCCUUUCUCAAGUGCCAUGAGCGCACCUUCCGAGAGCCCCUUACCUGUGGGGAGGGAGGGGGUGCCUGCCUUCUCCCUCACCCCACCCCUUAAAAAUUCAUUUUUUCAGAGUGUGUCUAGGCCUGCUCUCCCCAUCUCUCUCUCACACACACACACAUCUAGCCGAUCAUGAGGCAGGAUUUCUCCCCUCCUGGUGCACUGUGGGCAGAUGGUGGAGAACGCUGUGUUUUUUUGGGGGUUAAAAUGCAUUUAAAAUUAUUUAUUGCCAGGGGAGUGGGGAGUUCUGGGCCGGGGGCCGCCGGUGGGACGUACCCUUUCCUUCCCCGCAACGGAACUGCCGCCUGGGUUGUGGCCGUGUGGCCAGUGACGGUUCCGCCGUCCCCAUCCCCAACUUUGCUUUCGACUUAGUAAAAACCAAUCAUGGUCUUAAAAACG